GUGUGGGCCUGUACAAAGGCGGGGUAGCCAAACAACUGUGCUCCCUUCUAUUCAAAUAUAAGCUAAUUAUUGUGAACCUCAAGCUAUUUCUUUUAAUUCAUCAUGUUGGCAACCAACAAUCUUAUCAGUUAUGUCACACAUGGCACCUGUUGACAGUAGGAUCAGUGAGUGUUUGGCUUUUUCAGAAGUCUGCCCAGAAAUGUUUUAUGUCAUUUAAGAUUUUAACCAGGAUACUUUUUUCGUAUUUUAAUCGACUGAAAUGUAGAGUGGGGAGUAUUAUCCGAAAUAUCUUUUCGAAAAUAAAAAGUACUACUACAGGCUACAGACGUAUGGCCAAACUCUACUUGUCCAUAAUUGAUGAUGUGAUUGAGAGUAUGAGGGAGCUCUUCUUGGAUGAGGGGCUUGAAGACCGCGUCCUGGACGAUUUAAGACAUCUUUGGGAGUCAAAGAUGAUGCAGUCUAAAGCAAUGGAAGACUUCAGGAAAAACAAUGUCAACUCAUCCAACUUUGUCCUCCAGCUCCCCGCCAACUACAGUCAGACUGAUCAAGAACUCGCAGCCUCCGCUUUGAUCCCUGCAAGUCAGAAUAUCCACAGCUUCCCAGUCAAGAACUCGGAGACACUUGCUACUUUUUCUCUCCCUGCUGGGUUAGCUUACCCGGUGCAGAUACCAGCAGGAGUCACUCUUCAAACAGCCUCCGGUCAACUUUACAAGGUCAAUGUUCCUGUUGUGGUUACUCAGGCCCCAGCAGGUCAGCAACCUGUAUCCCACCCCCCACAGAAAGCUCCUGCCCCACCCCAGUCAGCUGCAGUCCCACCAAAUGCAAUUCGCCCUCAGGAGGAUGUUCCCGCUACUUCUGCCGCACAGCUGCCACAGCCAAAGACCAAUUUACCCCCCAGUCAGGAGAGCAGCCUCCCCCAGCACCAACAAGUUCCUGCUGCUGACACCUCGCAGCUUCAGAGGGUCCACUCUCCACAGUGUGAGGUCACACUGGGAGAAAAUGAGCCGAGUCCAGAACCUGAACUUGUGAACUUCAGUAUGACCGCCUCACCCUGCAGUCAGUUAUUAGACUUCCAGCUCAGCACAGAGGAGGCUUUGACACAGACGGCACAGUUAAAGACCAGGGACAUUGAUGACAUCCUGAAAGAAGUGAUUGAGGAGGAGAGAGAGAAAGCAGGAAGGCUGGACCUGGACUACAGCUACAGUGAACUGUCAGACAUCGUUCAGCUGGAUGGUCCUGCAGACAACUCUGACAUCGAGGAGGAAGAUGGAGAUCCGCUGGAAGAGAACGACUUUCUGGGUAUAAUCAACGCAGAGGCCAUAAAGGUCCUGCAGGAAGGAGAUGGAAGCAGUGACGGCAACAGUCUCUCCUCCAGCAGCGACAUUGAGGGAGCAGAUGAACUCAAUAAUGCAGAGGAAGAGGAUCCUUUGAAUUCAGGUGAUGAUGUGAUUGAGCAGGACAUCCCAGAUCUCUUUGACACCGACAACGUAAUAGUUUGCCAGUACGACAAAAUACACCGCAGUAAGAACCGCUGGAAGUUUCAUUUGAAAGAUGGAGUGAUGUGUUACGCAGGCAGGGACUACGUGUUCUCUAAAGCUGUUGGGGAAGCUGAGUGGUAAUGAGCAUGAGUUCUCCUGAACAGAUCAGAUAAUCGUGUUGAAGAGAGGGGAAACAAUGAUGUACAAGGGAAAAACCAUUAGUGAAUUUAGACCUCUUGCCUGUGUAAUUUGGCUCAUAGAGCAAGAGGUUAAAGCAAUACUCUGAGAAAAUUUCUGAUACUUUUGUUUUUUGUUUUAAUUAUGCAAUUAUCAGAGCAAUCCUGCAAGUCCUUUACGCUGUUACAACUGAGUACUUCCAGCGUUGCCUGUGAAUCCAGUUUACUAAGGCAAACAGCAUGACUUUAAGUUGUCUAAUAUUUUGUAGAAAAUAGCUUUGUUUAUUAGAGGAGCAAAACAUUAUUUGACCAGGAGCUGGUUUUCCUCUGUCAUGACCCCGUUGCUUUGAAGGUACCUACUGCUGUUUGGUUUUGUAACAUUGUGAUGUUUUGCCGUCUUAUCACUCAUCAAAUACACUGAACUGCACUGCUGUGCUACAGUCCAUGAACUCUCUUC
Messenger RNA from Xiphias gladius (swordfish), 2111 nucleotides. RefSeq names its product general transcription factor IIA, 1-like (gene gtf2a1l). Lineage: Eukaryota; Metazoa; Chordata; Actinopteri; Istiophoriformes; Xiphiidae. The transcript has 9 exons. The coding region runs from base 207 to 1619 and encodes 470 amino acids. The record is from RefSeq and is a predicted model, not a curated record. Gene Ontology annotation, biological process: transcription initiation at RNA polymerase II promoter; transcription by RNA polymerase II. Gene Ontology annotation, cellular component: transcription factor TFIIA complex.